Amoebophrya sp. A25 is the source of this 6275-nucleotide messenger RNA. Lineage: Eukaryota; Dinophyceae; Syndiniales; Amoebophryaceae. The record is from the annotation of a GenBank genome assembly.
AAGAGGUUCAUCGUGGACAACUGUAGACAAAAGUCGUUCUUUGAGAGCACGACCAUUAGACCUCAGAUCAAAAAUCUGAUCGCAUCCAUUCCUGUAUCUCGUCAAAAUCGACAACAGAUUAUGACGCCGUCCAGCUCUACUUCCUCUUGCUCCUGUUCUGGAAGGAUGUUCGUCUUGCAACGCCUCCGCUCCAUGAUUCUUGUUGUCGCGUUGGCGACGAAUUACACAGUUCCAGGAGCAGAGGCGUUUUUCCGAGUGCGGCGCCUUCAGCGGGUUCGCAGUGCUCCCCAACAACCUGACGCCUCCGGUGCAGCAGAACACCCUGGUGGGUUAGACUUGAUCGAUCUGGGUCCUACCUACAACGCUCAGCUUCACGACGUUUUUCGUGAAAAGUCUUUGGAAGAGGAAUUGGGUCCACUUUUUGCGACUCAGAAACCCAAGCCUGACACGAGCUACCUUGCACCUCCAUUUCCUGCUGCAGGAGGAGCAGCGCCCUGGGAGCCAAACUUCACGCCCACCUUUGCUCCACAGAUUAAGGCUGUAACUUCUCGAAAAAAAUAGAUUGUCUUUGUCUCGACGGAACGAAGAAAGUGUUCAUCUGAGUUUCAUCUGCGGUACUUGGAAUUUCUUGAUUAGACAUCACUUACUAAACAUGAUGAUGAUGUUGACAGCAGAUUUAUUAUCUGUUGAGAACGAACGCGAACCUGAUGAACAUGGAAAAGUAAUACGGUCUUCGAUGCGUACAAGAACUAGCUGUAGCUCUAAGCAUCAGAGUCCGGCGGACUCAUCUUCUUUUGUCCCGUCUUCAACAGCGAGUCCGAGCACGUCGAUCAGUCGAACCGGAUCAGUCGAGGACACACCGACACACGGAGGAUACGCGCCAGCGCCAGCAACUGCUUUCUUUCCUACGUCGUUUCCAGCAACGCAGGAAGCGGGUGCCGCAACUGCAGUAAAACGCCAGCCUGUAAGUAGUGAUACACCGGGAAGCGGGACAAUUAUUGUUAAGACAAUAUGCCGUAUAUUGUUAUCGUUUAAUUAUAGCACGAAUGGAAAAGCUCAACAGGGAUCGCUUGUUGGCGUUCCAGGUCCGCCGGCGCUCGUCCCGCAUGGAAUCUACCCAUUGCCCAUAGGCGGGCCGGCUCGUGAGGGAACAGGCCCGGACCACAGUGAAGGAAGAGGGGGGGCCUGUGGGGUAAGCGCAAGCGGUGCGGGCAUAAGUGAAGCGGCCCAAGGCCAUCCCGCCCUUGCGGGUCCUGGCCGUGCUGCCGGGCAGGGUAGGGGAAAUAUCUUCGUGUCUGGCCUUGGGCCCGCAACGGUAGCGUGCCAAGCGCUCCGCUCAUGGCCAGGCGUGCCGCGAGGGUGGAGCUGAAGGUAGCUGUCCGGCGCAAUCGGCGGCGGUCGCCUAAACAGGAACCGGUGUCCACGAAAGUGGGGCGCCUGAAGGGCGCCCCGUGCGUGAGGGUCUCCGGCUAGGUGCUGACCAUACGGCGGGUGGACGCGGGUGAGUGCGGAGCGUUAUCGUAGAUGUAGCCUGGCGCUACAUCAAGACUGGUAGCGCAACAGCAGGGCGCCUGAAGGGCGCCUCGCUUUUGAAGGUCUAGGUGGUCCACGAAUGGAACGAAUGGCGGGACCAGUCGAAGCCAUGGAUGGGGUGCCUCCCAUUCGUGCCAUUCGUGCCAUGCCACUCGAGAUCUGGAACUCUUAGAAACUAUUCUGAGUUGUAGAAUCCAUGCCCAUGGGCGUGGUCUAGCAGAUACAAUAGCGCACUUUCCUGCGUGGGUCGUCAUAGUUCUUGAAGGUCUCGCGCAUUUUCCUGUGAGAGUCGUCAUAGUUCUCUAUAACUAUAUAUAUAUUUAUAAGUUUUUAAGUAGAUGAUGAACAUUGAAGAUGUUGCGGAUGCGCGUCUAUCGAAACAGGCAAUAAAUAUAAUUGAUAUUCUGGAAGAUGCAGCGGUGAUAAGGUAUUGUGUUCGCUUUUUUCGAGUACAUGAUCCACCUCUAAAAUAAGUGCACAGCCGCGUGACGAAGAUGAUUCCAACAAAGCUGAAGAUUGGAGUACGAGUACUAGCGUUUCUGCUGCAACGCAUAAGGGUGAAGAAGGUGGUACUCGAGGCAAUGUUGGCAUUGCGUCUGGUCGAGUAGCCGCUUCCGGUUAUGGUGGCAGAAAAGCGUCUUCAACAACACCGUUGCUCAAGGCUUCGGACCGCAAUCCUCCUCCGCGUCGUAAUUUUGGCAAAGGCGCCGCUCAUCCGCCCGGCGCAGAUGAGCGAGGAGCUCACACUAUUGGUGGGUCCACUUCCACAUUUGUCGACGCCACCGCUGCAUCACGAAUGCCAGAACAGGAUCCACCUUUAUGGACUGUAAGUACUUGGAUUCACAUUAUUGGACGAGAGAUGUAGAUCAACAGACUAAGUACUUCUGUUGAAAACGGGCUCACGUAGUCGUGAACACAAAUGAAGUUCAUCUGGUCCUGUUCAACUCCUGUUUUCCAAACGCCUUUUUGAAUCUUCAUCUUAUUUCUAACAUGUUCUUCUUCCUCCACGCCAUCCACAGCGACUGGAGCCGCGACGUUACAGACAGUAUCUUCGGCCGGUGUCUCCCACGUGUCUACUACUGUGCCCCAGAGUGACACGGUGGAUCUGCUUGGAUUCGAUGCCGAUGAGAGAGCAUCUUCAUCAUUGCAGCAUGGUGGUCCGAAUCCGGGGCACCAGCAGGAUGAAACUGAGGCUGCUGCUGCAGGAAACAUCAAGCAGUCAUCUGCUGAUGUCGAUGAGAAUGGGACUGCAUGCUACGACGAUAGCUUCUAUCAACAAGGGGCUGGUUCAGCUUCCAGCAGCAGCUGCGUGACCACGAGUGCUGCGGCAAGGACAACUGGUACUAGUGGAUCGUCCGGUACAGAUACAGAAUCAUCAAAAAAAUCCACCGGCGCACCAGUUGAGAAAUCUUCAACCCCUGGCGUUAUGACGUCGAAAGGUGCACCAUACAUGACAUCCGAUGAAGCUGAGCAGUUUCAAGAAUGGAAACGACAGGAGUAUGAGAAGCAGAAUCACGGUCCCAAUGGAUUGCACUUACCAUUAAGACCAUCCUUCUUCUAAUCUAGAUUUAACAACGCUUUUUUACUUCUAGUGUUUACUUCUCUGCGAGUUUGUCCUUCCCUUGAUGUGACGAGAGUUGAGAGUGAGCGAAGUACUGUCUGUUUUUCCUCUCGAGUUCAACGUCCUCUUCUUGGUCAAGAUGAUACAGGUUGGCUAACAACACCCUUUACAUACAUGUUCUAGAUCUAGAUGAACAACUUCUACUAGUACGCUGUAGAUGAUCAACCUGGAUAAUUAUAUUUUUAACUUCUAGUCAUCUAGAAGACGACCCAGUGGAUUAUAGAACUAGUUUUUAGAUGACCACGAUGCGAAGGGUAUUCCCGAAAAUUAUGGUGCAACUGCUCAGAUAGAAGAUCUACAUCCUCUUAUCUAGUAUCAUAUGAGACUACCCUGAAAUCACACUGUUUCAGUGUGAGGGGCAUGAUUCAGAUUGCUGAGGGGGGGUAAUAUAUUUCUUAGGUAUGUUACACGCCACAUGAAGGAUCAACACUUUUGCACAGCUCUAAAGCCGGCUGGAGAGACGAUGCCUGUGGAGCCUAUGAGUGGGAAACUGAAAAUCAAGUGCCCCCGCUGCAACGAGCACCUCUCACUCUACUGUUUAAGGUCACACCAGCCUAUUAUAAUUCUUCUUGAUAAAAAUAACUCGAUAAAUUUUUAGUACAAACAACAGUGAUUUUUAGUACAAACAACAGUCCUCUGGAUGAACUGAAAUUGAUGAACAAUUUGAUGGAGAGGCUUUUAGAAUAUCGUGAACAACAAGGAAACAUUACAGCACGUUCAUCUUUCCCUCUAACUUUUCAAGCAGACUCCCCGUACCAAACUAUGAGCUGUUAUUGUGACGAGCACCCGGCGGCUAAGGGAAAGGGGCCACUCAAGCUGCGACCGGGACCUGAUGGCGAGGGAGAUGUUGAAGUAUCUAGAAUAGCUCUUGUCGUUGUCUUAACUCUUCUAACAUCCUUGGCUCUGGUAACAGCGAAAAGAUCUUCUUCAUCAUUGGGAUUGGGUAAACUCAUAGUCGUCUUGUAGUUAGUCCAAUGAUGUGAGGCAAGAGUUAUCUUCUUAUAUUUGAUGUUUUUCAUUUUCUAAAAUAAUGACUUGUUCUGCAGGAGACAGAAGUUCCCCGACAUCGGAAGAAAGCUGCAUCGCAGAAUACGUAUCCAGUCGCGUUUUACCACUGCUUUAAUUGUCAGCAGUCUGCGUUUUUAUCCCAGGGGCUGGCCCGUCUGAGCUGGAAUCUUGGCCUUGGUUUUGCAGAACCUGUAGGUACAACUCGCUAAAAUUCAGUAGAGGUAGACCUACUUCACUAUUUCACAGGAGGAUUCAUUGUUGUGAACAAGAAUACCAGAUCUUCAUCGUCAAUUCUGACUGGUGUUCAUGUUAGGAUGUUGAUUAUGAUCACAGGGCUUGAUGGAUAUUUAUAUAUGUUCCAGGGCGCGGGGCGACGGCCCCCUAGCGGCAGCGGGGGGGGGUACCGUGCGCCCUGGGCCCCUUUUCAAGGCGUCUGCCGGGGCGGGUGGAAGGCCUCAAAAGGGGGCCAAGUGGCCUCCCUCCUUCACUCUCUUCCAGGUGCUUGGCUGUCCCCUAGACAGAGGCCUCCGACGCAGGUGGAAGGCCUCAAGCGGCCGCGUCUGCUCCCUUUCCAGGUGCUUGGCUGUCCCCUAGAGGCCUCCGACGUAGGUGGAAGGCCUCAAGAGGGGGCCAAGGGGCCGCCUCCGCUUCCUUCCAGCUGCUUGGCUGUCCCCUAGAGGCCUCCGACGUAGGUGGAAGGCCUCAAGAGGCGAGGGGCUGGACCCUCUGAGCUGUGCAGCCUGUACCCUCCGGGCCCUUGGUCAUCGGCUUGCUUGCUCUUGCGGCCGUGGCCGCUUUCGGCGGCCUUUUACCCCGGAGACCUCCCGCCGGCGAGGGUCCGGAGACGCCAGGAGGUCCCGUAGGAACACGCUGAGAGGCCCAAGGGGAGGACAGCCGGCCCUGCGUCAUAUAUAAGUAUGAAGAUCUACGUACUCAAGGUCAAGCCAUCCUCGGCAGUUGACUCCGCACUUACUGAAUAUGUCUCUGACUGUAGGUUGGGACGUCUGCUUCGAGUGUGCUCCGCGUGCCGCUUGUAAGACAUGCCCGAAAAGCAAACAGUGGCAGGCUGCACGCUCCGGUAGUAGGGAUAGCACGGCGUUGGCCCUGGAUCGUGGAUGCACCGCGGAUGUGCGAGACCAUGAUUGUGAGGUGAUCAUCUAGAAGUACUGAAAAAGAGAACAAUUUUCAUUUUCAGAUCUUGAAAAUAUAAUUUUUUCACUUUCAUCUUUUUCUGGUGUCCGAGAUGUGUUUUUGUGUACUUAGGGAGUAUGAGCAUAAAUGAUUCUGAUUGAUAUUGCUGAGCAUGUGGAUGUCGUGUUACAUUCAAGGGUUUGAAUUUUACUAGUAGCAGGGUAAACAAGCUUCAGUUGUAGCGAGGAUAUGAGUACAGUGGGAACAACCACUGUUGUUACGACGUGCAGUUUUUCUCCUUGUCGUGUUACUGAGACUAUGGCUACGUAAACCUAAAAUAAGACUUGAAUUUCUAAUAUCUACGAGAACUAGUAUUUGUAGCGUGCUUCUAUUGCGAGUACUAGUUACUGUUGGGCGUAGAAAAUGUAAGUCGGAAGAAUAACAUCUUACCAAGGGGAACAAUGAGAACAAAAGCGAUUGAUUUCGUCUCGUAAUAUAGUUUUUAAUUUUGUUGAUAUGAGGGAAGGUGGCUGGCAUUAAUUCAUGAUAAUGUGACUCUCCAUAAAUUGACAUCAUAAUUGUAGUCUUUUGUAUCUAAAUCUAUUUUUUGUUAUCUGUAAAACGCACCAGACUCAGAACCAGAAACUUCACCAGUCAUUUUUAGUCAAGAACAUCAUAAAAACCAUAAGAAGUAGCAGGUCUGCCAUCUUAGGUUGAUGAUAUAUAAUGAUGACAUGACCACGACAGCGUGAAGCGACCAAGAAGCAAAGCAACGAAGGCACAAGCAGAUAUGUGUCAACAUCUCUAUUCGUCGAUAGAGUCCGGAAUCCCUCCUAUUCAAUUGACCUAUCCUAGGUCGUAGAAGGUACAGCCACAAACAUAAGAUAAUGGAGUAACGAGCAGAAGCUUUUUUGUCGUGCCUGCCGGUUCUACCUCCACAAGAGUCCUCUUUGGACGCUUACAACUUCCGUCUCUUGUACUU